Zootoca vivipara (common lizard) is the source of this 1750-nucleotide messenger RNA. RefSeq lists its product as uncharacterized. The record is from RefSeq and is a predicted model, not a curated record. Lineage: Eukaryota; Metazoa; Chordata; Lepidosauria; Squamata; Lacertidae.
CUCUCUCUUGGUCAGUCAUUAGCAUUCCACAGAAGUUAAGUAAAUUGAAAACACACAGCACUGCAAAGGAAGGAAACUGGGCUCUCAACGAACGCUUUCUGCUGACAUGGUCCGUCUGCCUAGCCUCCCCAUGCACAGAGCCGGCCCUCUUGACGGGUAGAUUGACUUGGGUUGAAUCCAUAACUGACACACAGGGAAUUCCAGAGAGAUCGCUGGAGGAGAUCUUAGGGCAGACGACUCCCAGAGACGUUUUUAAAUUGCCCAUUGCAUUGCUGACAUUGGAAGACAGCUGUUCCACUGCUGAAGUUCACACUGAAUUGCACCGGAGAGAACUCUGCCAUGGUUGCAACAAGACCACUCGGGGUUUGGAGCCUGCUGCUAGGGCUGAGUCUUCUUAUACCUGCUCAGAGCAAGGAAAAGGAAUCACUGAGCAAUGCCACUUCAGUGCUUAAGCUGGAGCAAGUGAGACCAACCCCAGAAGAUCGUGGAGAUCAAUCCCCAAACCCAGACUUUUGCGACUUCACAUUUCACCUCCCUUGGUCUGAGAGCUUUUGCACGCCGACGACCCAGGCAACCGCCACACCAGCCUCUCAGGAAGAGCUGGACCAUCUCAAGAUCUUGUUGGAGGACAUUGGAGGCAACCUGAAGACCCUUCAGGAGGCUGCUGCUCUGGAGGCCGGCGAGUCCAGGUACCAGGACAUCGUUUCCCAAGCCCUUCCGGAUGUGAGAGAGGCCAACGGGGCGUUCCAUGAGAUCCUUGGGAAGUUCCUGCAGGAGUUGGAGGAACACAUCCAUGCAGAUGAUCAUCUCCACGCAGAGGACGAGAAAAAGAAGUUAAACGAACACUUGCGGGGAAUGGACAGGAUGCUGCGGGUCACCAGCCACCUGGCCGAGCAGCUGGACCAAGCAUCCCAGGACCUUUUGGUGAAGAUGACCAGCCUUUCAGAGAAACCAGCCAGCCGUGUGGAAGGAAGUGCCUUGCAGACAUCUUAGCCGCACAUCCUGUUCUCUGUCCGCAAAAGCAUUAAAAGAAAGGUCUCAGCAUUCAUUGAAUCGGCUCCAGUAAUUCCUGAUGGUUUUUUCCGUGUGCACGUACUUUCCUCAUCUCAUGGGGACACUGAGUGGGUGCUCAAAGAAGCCUCGUCUUUUACAGUUCUUGCGCACGUCUGCACAAUGCAGCAAAAUCCCACACUAAAAGCAGUACCAGGUGCUAAUUCUCGGCCCUAGGGUAGGGGUGGAGGGUAGGGAUUUAAGAAGGCAUCCGUUUCCAAUCCAGCCCAUAACUGUCUCACACAGCACUGUUUCCAUUCUGCUGCAUUUCCUCUUCUGCCAAAAAUGAUGCCAUUCACCUCCCUGCCUCCUGUGGCAAAAUCCUGUAACUUACAUAAAUCAUACCUGUGAUUCCUGCAUCCCAGGGAGUUGGACUAGAUGACUGCUGGAGUCCUUUCCAGCUCUACGAGUCAAAGAACCUAUGGUACAUGCAACUUAUAUAUAAUACCCAGCAUCUUCAGGUAGGGCUAUUCCUUUCUGAAACCAUGGAGAGCAUCUGCCAGCCAGUGGGGUACAGUAUGUGGACCAACGUCUUAUGCAUGAAUCAUAGCACUGUAGGGUUGGAAGGAACCCCAAGGGUCAUCUAGCCCAACCCCCUGGUUGCUAUUGUUGCAUUUAUAUUCCUCCUCUCCUUCCAGGCACUCUUGGCAGUGUACAUAAUUCUCCACCUCCUUGCUUUAUCCUCACAACAACCCUGCAA